AUGGCUUCUUUGUGGAUAUAUGCGUUGUCUAUCUUGAUCUUGUAUGGCGCAAGCAAACUCCUCCGAAUGGGGGCUCGUGAGCGAAGUCUACCUCCAGGCCCGCCAACAGUGCCUGUUCUCGGUAAUCUUCAUCAGAUACCUUUAACAGGAUUCUACAAAAAAUUACUUGAAUGGGGAGAGAAAUAUGGGAGCAUCUUCUCAUUAAAAGUGGCCUCUGGAACAACCGUGAUCCUCCUUGAUCGAAUGGCAAUCCACCAACUACUCGAGAAAAAGGGUUCCAUUUACUCAGAUCGACCUAGAGACCAUGUGGUGUCGAUUAUUGAUUCGGGUGGAUUAGCCCUGUGGGAUAAAAAUGCUCACUGGAUGAUGCAGAGAAAGGUGACAUCCUCGAGCCUUUCCCCAUCUCAGGUCGAAGGAAAGCUCCGCCAGAUCCAAGAAGCUGAGUCCGCGAUUUUGAUUCGUGAUCUUGGACUCACUCCCCAGAGAUUCUUUGAGCAUGUCAAACGCACCAUUUUCUCGAUUAACGGUAUCGUUUCCUGGGGGUUCAGGGCACCGACUUAUGAUAGCUGGUGGGCAUCUGGAGCGUGUGACGUGUCGGAUGAAUUCUUCUCAGGCAUCACACCCGGCGCAUAUCCGCCGGUGGAUCAGUUCCCUUUCCUAAAAUAUUUGCCUGAUCUGAUGAGCCCGUGGAGAAUACGUGCCCAGCAACUGAAGAAAAGAGUCGAUGCUUUCUGGGGUGACGCACGACGACGCCUGGAUAAAAGACGUCAAAAGGGCGACAAGCGAGAUUGCAUCGCAGAUAAUCUGCUAGAUGGAACUCAACCCAUUGAUAUGCCUCUUACAGACCGACAAUUUAACGAUUUUUUGGGUUUCCUCGUUGCAGCAGGGUCAGACACCACCUCCGCAACUACUUUAACCUCGAUUCGUUACCUUGCGGGCCAUCCUCAUGUACAGAAAAAAGCCCAGGCUGAACUCGAUGCUACGUGCGGAGCGGAUAGACUACCUCUUUGGUCGGAUUAUGGCAAGCUUCCUUAUAUAAACUGUAUUAUCAAGGAAGGCAUGAGAAUCCAUCCUGUGGUGCCUGUAGUCUUUCCACAUCGUGCUCGACAAGACAAUUGGUACCAGGACAUGUUCAUCCCUCGAGAUUCGCUGCUUCUCAUACCCGCCUGGGCUCUCCAUCACUCCGAAGGUUGUGGGUACAAAGAUCCGGAACGUUAUAACCCUGACCGUUUUAUCCAUCAUCCGAAACUUGCUCCAACUUAUGCAGCAAGUGCCGAGUAUAUGAAUAGAGACCACUAUGCUUAUGGAGCGGGUCGUCGUCUUUGUCCUGGUAUCCAUCUCGCAGAGCAUAUGCAGUGGCAUAUCACAGCAACGUUACUGUGGGCUUUUGACAUCGUUCCUGCGACUGAUCCCGAGACUGGGGAAGAAGAGCAUCUGGAUUUAGAUGCAUUCCGAGAUAGCCUCGUACAGCAUCCAAUGCCGUAUAAGGUUCACUUCAAGAUCCGGAGCCAGGCGCACAUGGAGACAAUGAUGCGUGUCGCGAAAGAGGCAGAAUCAUACCUGCAGCAGUUUGAGGAAAAGUGA
Molecule: messenger RNA, 1584 nt
Organism: Aspergillus chevalieri
Lineage: Eukaryota; Fungi; Ascomycota; Eurotiomycetes; Eurotiales; Aspergillaceae
Product: cytochrome P450
Exons: 5
Coding region: 1-1584 (527 amino acids)
Molecular function (GO): oxidoreductase activity, acting on paired donors, with incorporation or reduction of molecular oxygen; monooxygenase activity; heme binding
Source: RefSeq, a predicted model, not a curated record